ACAAAUCUAGGUUUACGAUUUUAGAAUGUUAGUAACAUUCAUUCAUCAUGUAGUAAAGUUUCAUGUCAACAAGAUGACAUUCAUUCAUCAUGUACUAAAGUUUCAUGUCAACAAGAUGCAUCUUCUAAUCUGGAUGCUUAUCUUCACUGUCACCCUGCCAACAACAUUAUCAGGUUGGGGUAAAUGGGAGGAGUGGUCAGGAUGUUUUGGAUUUUCUGAAAAUCGUAUACGUCUGCGAACCAGAAAAUGUCUUAAUGUAGAUCCGGAUGAGGUGAUAAAAUACUGUCCAGAGAGUGGUGAUACAGAAACUGAAGCAUGCAAGGUUAAAGUCACUUCAGGAUGGGGUAAAUGGGAGGAAUGGUCAGGAUGUUUUGGAUUUUCUGAUAAUCUUAUACGUGUGCGAACCAGAAAAUGCCUUAAUGUAGAUCCAGCUGAGGUGAUAAAAUACUGUCCAGAGAGUGGUGAUACAGAAACUGAAGCAUGCAAGGUUGAAGUCAUUCCAGAAUGGAGAGACUGGGGAGAAUGGUCAUCGUGUACAGUUUCAUGUGGUCUUGGAACACGUGUUCGAUAUCGAUCUUGCAAUAAUCCUGAACAAUACAAUGGUAGAAAAAGUUGUAGAGAAGAAGAUAAAUCAGACACUGAACAGUGUUUUACAGAUCCUUGUUCAGGUUGGGGUAAAUGGGAGGAAUGGUCAGGAUGUUUUGGAUUUUCUGAUAAUUUUAUACGUGUGCGAACCAGAAAAUGCCUUAAUGUAGAUCCAGCUGAGGUGAUAAAAUACUGUCCAGAGAGUGGUGAUACAGAAACUGAAGCAUGCAAGGUUGAAGUCACUCCAGUUCAUGGAGCUUGGGGAACUUGGAGUAAAUUUGGUUUAUGUUCAGUCACCUGUGGCAGUGGGGUGAGGCUUCGUACUCGAGAAUGCAACAAUCCCCCUGCAACCUUUGGAGGACAUCAGUGUCCUGGAAUUUCAGUAGAAAAACUAGUGUGUGAACAAGGAGAAUGCCCAAUUCAUGGAGGUUGGGGUCAAUGGCAGGAGUGGUCAGAGUGUCCAGUGACUUGUGGACUAGGUGUUCACUUCCGUAAAAGAUUGUGUAACAAUCCAAAACCUGCCUUAGGUGGAAGAAUCUGUCCAGUGGAAGAUAGUCAUGAGAGAGAAGAAUGUCACCGUAAACCUUGUCCAGUUGAUGGAGCUUGGAGUUCAUGGAGUGAUUAUGAGCAGUGCUCUGUUACUUGUGGUAUUGGUGAAAUGCGCCGUACUCGAAAGUGCAACAACCCACCCCCGGCUCAUGGAGGAAAUAAGUGCCAUGGUGUUUCUCAAAACCGAGCCACAUGUCAGCUAGGUCCAUGUCCAAUUCAUGGUCGGUGGUCAGCUUGGUCAUGGUGGAGUGACUGUUCUGUGACUUGCGAUGAUGGAAUUCGCCAUCGUUUCCGAGAGUGUAAUAAUCCACCCCCUAGUCGCAGAGGGAGGCCUUGUAAAGGCGAUAUACAGGAGAUCAUUAAAUGCAAAGCAUCCAUUCAUUGUCCAAGAGAUGGCAUGUGGUCUCAAUGGUCAGACUGGGGUCAAUGUACUGCUUUAAAUUGCAAGCAGAAGAUAGGUAAUGAAUUUCGAUAUCGGAGUUGUAAUAAUCCAUUUCCACAAUAUGGAGGAAAGAUGUGUAAUGGAAAGUUUGUACAAAGGAGUGGAGCAUGUUUGGAACCAGAAAACUGUUCAACUGAUGGUGGCUGGGGAAGCUGGUCUUUCUGGAAGUGUACUGAAAAUUUGGCCAAGAGACAUCGUUUUUGUGAUAAUCCAACUCCAAAAAGACAUGGAAAAAAGUGCACAGGCAAAGAACUUGAAGUACAUCUUCGACACACAAAUGCUAAAAUGUUUUAUAAUGUGUGUCCUGAAGCCAAACCUAAAACAGAAUUACCGGACCUAGGCUCAGGGAGUGGGAGUGGUGAUAAUGACAAUCAAGAAUAAAGUGACUAACAGGACAAGUAUACAAAUACUUAAACAUUAAACUCAUUUAUUAAACCUUGUUCUUCAUCCAGUAGUAUACAUUAAUUAUUAUAUACUUUGUUGUGUAUUGUUUGUAACUGACAAAUCAAAGAUAAAAUUUUGUUUGUAAUAAUAAAAACUUGUAAAACUUGAGUGUCAUUACUGACUCAAUAAAGUCAUUAGAUUGUCUAA
Molecule: messenger RNA, 2167 nt
Organism: Limulus polyphemus (Atlantic horseshoe crab)
Lineage: Eukaryota; Metazoa; Arthropoda; Merostomata; Xiphosura; Limulidae
Product: A disintegrin and metalloproteinase with thrombospondin motifs adt-1-like
Exons: 13
Coding region: 26-1957 (643 amino acids)
Source: RefSeq, a predicted model, not a curated record